AUGGAUGUGACCAUAAAGUUAUCGAUUGUCUCAAUAGUAUUCAUCGCAAUACUACUCAUAAUAGCGUUAUUAGUCUUACUAUGGAUUUGCGUGAAAAUACCACAACUCGUAUGGAAGUACGGCUUAGCCUACUAUUGUGGCGCCGGUGCCAAGUGGAGGGGUGGGCCCAAUACGUGGGCUGUGAUCACGGGCGCCACCGACGGCAUAGGGUUGGCCUACGCUAAGGCGAUGGCCGACAUGGGCUACAGUCUGGUCCUAAUGAGUCGAAACAGUGAUAAACUGAAUGCCGUUAAGAAUGAUAUCCACAAACAGUACCCAAAUUGUGCCAAAAUUAGGACAAUUGUCGUCGACUUCGGCGCCGACGAUAUAUACGACGACAUCGAGCGCCAGCUCCGAGACUUAGACGACAUACAUGUGCUCGUAAACAAUGUCGGUGUCACCUACCGGUACCCGGAGUUCUUCACCAGAAUCGACAAUCAACGCGAGUUUAUGAGCAGGAUAUUCAAUGUGAACUGUGUGGCUAUGACCCGGCUCAUCGGACUCGUACUGCCGGUAAUGGUGGCCCAGGGGAACGGUAUCGUUAUAAACGUGUGCUCGUUCAGCGCCCUAUUCCCUACGCCCCUACUGGCCCUCUAUUCAGCGUCAAAAGCUUACGGCGAUUACCUGUCCCGGGCUUUAGGGGCCGAGUAUGCGGGGAAAGGGGUUAUCAUACAAAGUGUACUACCUUACUACGUGUCCACCAAUAUGAUCAGGAACCCUAAGAGCACCUGGAUGAUACCUUCCAGUGAUAGGUUUGUGGCCAGUGCCCUGAAAACAGUGGGCAUAGAGUCGCGUACGUACGGCUAUUUGCCCCAUACAGUGGUCGCCUUUUUCCAGGCGUUUGUUUUAAAGUUUUUGGUGGGGAAUGACGUCAAUAUGAAGCUGGCCUUCCGUAAGAUGUAUGCCUUCCGGGAGGCCUAUUGUGCCAAACGAGACAAAUAUGCCAAUCAGGCUAAGAGUGUGGACACUAUUAACACGAUCGCCACCAUUGAUACCGUGGAUACCAUGGAUACUGUGAUUGAUAUUAGGUUAUAG
Molecule: messenger RNA, 1074 nt
Organism: Oppiella nova
Lineage: Eukaryota; Metazoa; Arthropoda; Arachnida; Sarcoptiformes; Oppiidae
Source: the annotation of a GenBank genome assembly